Molecule: messenger RNA, 575 nt
Organism: Micropterus dolomieu (smallmouth bass)
Lineage: Eukaryota; Metazoa; Chordata; Actinopteri; Centrarchiformes; Centrarchidae
Product: E3 ubiquitin-protein ligase LRSAM1-like
Exons: 3
Coding region: 126-350 (74 amino acids)
Source: RefSeq, a predicted model, not a curated record
ACAUCUACGGACAGACGUGCUCCAUUUUCCUUCUGGGCUCAGAGAAAAGGGAGCUGUUUCGCACCAGAAGGUCCUGUCCUGCACCUGAACGCCCCACCUCACUGGAUGUUGACAUUCCCAGCAGGAUGACUCCUGAUGUGUCGAACCUCCAUGGAAACAGCGAGCAAUGCAUCUCCUGUCUUGACAUGGAAGUCCCAGCAGGUGAAAGCAGCACAAUGUCCUGUGUGGUGUGCAUGGCAAAAGAGGCCAGAAUCACUCUGCCCUGUGGCCACAGGUGUUUGUGUGACCGCUGCGCCCCCAAGGUCUGCCAGCAGUUUGGCACCUGCCCGCUAUGUCGACGGGACAUCUGAGCACCAUCACUGGAGGGGAGGUCUGUCAUUUGGGGGCUCUAAGCUCCGAGACACCAGGCAAGGCUCAUCAAAUACAAGCUACUGAGUGACUGUAACAAAGAAAACACUACGAGCAGCGCCCACCUAAUGUGUCCUGGUAGCCCAGUGGUUGGGGAGGUUUGCCAUGUGACCACAGUGUGCCUGAUUCAAGCCCAGCCAGGAAACUUUGUCGCAUAAUUGUUAUUC